This is a messenger RNA of Penicillium antarcticum, 3438 nucleotides long. RefSeq names its product condensin subunit YCG1. Gene Ontology annotation, cellular component: condensed chromosome; condensin complex. The record is from RefSeq and is a predicted model, not a curated record. Gene Ontology annotation, biological process: mitotic chromosome condensation. The coding region runs from base 1 to 3438 and encodes 1145 amino acids. The transcript has 2 exons. NCBI's taxonomy places the organism in Eukaryota, Fungi, Ascomycota, Eurotiomycetes, Eurotiales, Aspergillaceae.
AUGCCUGGCAGAGUCGCCGCCCGCUCGACGUCUGCGACAACACGCCGGUCGUCGGCACAGCCCUCUACAUCUGGGCGUGCUGGCUCCGUCACUCCAUCGUUUGCGAUCCCCGAAGAACCCGCAGAGCCAUCAACCCCCACUCUACGUCGCGAUGUGUGCUUGAUUUUCGCGGACGCUCAGCGCUCCACAACUGGUCACCGCAAGCUCGUUGUUCGUUUGCGCAAGCUGCAAGAGAUCUGCUGCGGUAUUGCCCGGAAGAAGAAUGGCAAGAAGGACAAAGACCAGGAUCCCGAGGAAGCGCUGAUUCCAGGAGAGGAAACAACCGCCGAGAAAGAAUUCAAUGUGGAGGUCGGCCGCUGCAUGCUCCGCAUUCUCACCAUUAAGAAGACCGAGCCUGUUGGUGACCGUAUCUUGCGCUUCCUGGGAACCUUCCUGGGCCAUGCCUCGGAGAAAGAUACCGAGAUGUUCGCCUCUGGCGACGAUGAGGAGCAGAAUCCAGAAACCCCGACUGCCCGCUUGACUUCCAGUCUUGUCGCAUUGAUGGUACCCAUCCUUGGUGCGAAAGACAAGAUGGUCCGGUUCCGCGGAACCCAAAUUCUUGCUCACAUUGUCAAUUCGCUCGAAUCCAUUGAUGACGAGCUAUACCAUACCAUCCGACAGGGUCUAUUGAGACGCAUCCGGGAUAAGGAGGCCUCUGUUCGUGUGCAGGCAGUUCUUGGAUUGGGCCGUCUGGCAGGAGAUGAUGGAGAAGACGAUGGAAACGAUGAUAACUCCACCGCGCUCCUUGAAAAGCUGAUCGAAAUUAUGCAAAACGACACCAGCGCCGAUGUUCGCAAGACCCUGCUAACCAAUCUCCCCCUCGUCCCCGUUACACUUCCCUACCUCCUCGAACGCGCCCGCGAUCUCGAUGCUCCUACUAGGCGCGCGCUCUACUCCCGCCUUCUCCCAACUUUGGGAGAUUUCCGCCACCUAUCCCUAUCUAUGCGAGAAAAACUUCUUCGCUGGGGUCUGCGUGAUCGUGAUGAAAGUGUUCGUAAGGCUACUGGGAAAUUGUUCUACGAUCGAUGGGUCGAGGAUUGCGCUGGUACCAACAAUGAGCCGAAUGAGGGACCGCCUGGGCAGCGGUCUGAGCCUAACACCAACGCUCUCCUUGAACUUCUGGAGAGAAUCGAUGUCAUCAAUUCUGGAAUGGAAAGUGGAAUUGCCCAUGAAGCAAUGCGAAGUUUCUGGGAAGGUCGCGCGGACUACCGUGAGGCUGUUGUUUUUGACGAGCCCUUCUGGGAGAACCUGAACGGUGAAUCCGCAUUCUUACUCCGGUCAUUCAAUGACUUCUGCCGUGUGGAGAAUGAGGGCAAGUAUGAAAGUCUCGCCGAUGACAAGAUGCCCGAGGUUACCGCUAUGGCCUAUUUCUUGGGCAAGUACAUCACAAAUCUUCUGGAGCGCAAGAAAAUCUCCAAGGAAAGCGGCGAUGCGAAUGAUGAGGACGCGGUUGAGCACGAGUUUGUUGUCGAGCAACUGCUGCAUAUCGCCAUCACCUUGGAUUACAGCGACGAGGUUGGUCGACGAAAGAUGUUCUCUCUGCUGCGAGAAUCUUUGGCUGUGCCAGAACUUCCGGAGGAGAGCACCAAGCUGGUUGUUGAAACUCUCCGGUGUGUCUGCGGACCUGAUACUGCUGGUGAAGCCGAAUUUUGCAGCGUCGUUUUGGAAGCCAUUGCUGAAGUCCAUGAUACUAUCACCACCGAGGAUAGCUUUGUGUCUGCCCGGUCUGAAAUUAGUGACGAUGCUAGCAGCCGCCAGAACUCUGAAGCCCCAGGAGAAGAGGAGCCAACGCCUUUCAAUAAGGAGGAAGCGAAGGCGAAGAUCGUCCGCGAAAUCGUGGUCAACAUGAAGUGUCUUUACAUUGCUCAGUGUAUGCUGCAGAAUGUGCAGGGCAAUCUCCAGCAGAGCAUGAACCUAGUUACCAUGCUGAAUAACCUUGUGGUCCCUGCUGUUCGCAGCCACGAGGCUCCUAUCCGUGAGCGCGGUCUGCUGUGCUUGGGACUUUGCUGCCUGCUUGACAGGAAUCUGGCCGAAGAGAACAUGACCCUCUUCAUUCAUUGCUACAGCAAGGGCCACGAGGCAUUGCAGGUCACUGCAUUGCAGAUUCUCUGCGAUAUGAUUACGACACAUCCUUCACUGCUCGCUCCCGUCACCCAGUCCGAUGGCGAGACAGUCACACCACCACCAAUGCAGAAGCCCUUGCUGAAGGUUUUUGCACGUGCUCUGCGUGCCAACUCUCCCAACAGUGUGCAGUCGGGAGCCGCAUCUGCUCUCUCGAAGCUCCUACUCACCAGUGCAUUCACACCAGCAGGGCCUAACGUCCCUCCGGCAAUCCAGGAACACAACCAAAAUGCUGUUGAGACGUUAUUGCUGUCAUUGGUGGUUUCAUUCUUCCACCCACGCACGCGCGAAAAUCCAGCACUUCGCCAGUCCUUGGCCUACUUCUUCCCCGUCUACUGCCAUUCUCGUGUGGACAACACACAGCAUAUGCGCCGGGUUGCUGUGCCAGUGAUCCGCGCUGUCAUGAAUGCUGCAGAGGAGUAUUACUCGCUUGAGGCUGAGGAAGACAGUGAUGGUGAGGUAGAUGCCAGCAUUGGUGAGCGUGAAGUCAAGGCACUCAUGACUGGUGUCAUUGGAAUGUUGUCUGAAUGGACCGAUGAACGUCGUGUCGUUGGUCUUGGUGGUGAAAGAAUUCUUGCUGGCGGUACCGCGAGCUCCAACGUGUGUGGAUGGGUACACCUGGCCUUGGUCAAGGAUAUCCUCGAGCGAGUUCUUGGUGUCAGUGCCGGAACCAACCGCUGCUCUCGUGAGGAACGCAAGCUUCUCUUCUCCCUUCUCAGCAAGCUUUACUUUGCUGCGCCUACAGCCCCCUCUCGGGCAGGCUCUCGAGCACCCGAGGGCGAUGAUCAAUUCCGAACUAGUAUCCGCAGUGCCACCGGUCUUGAGAUCGCCCCCGAGAAUAAUGAGCUUGCUCUCGAGGUCAAGGAGCUAUUAGACCAAACCAUUGAUGAAGGUCUUGCUGGCGAAGCUUCCAGCAGGAACGCCCUUACCAAGGCCAAGAAUUCUAUUCUAAAGAUCCUCGCCGUGGCACAGGAUGCCCGUGCUGCUAGUGCUCGACCGAGGGAAGGCACUGAAGACCCCGAAAAUGACGGGGCCAGUGUUCGCUCUGCCAGUGUUCGCCGGUCUGUGGAACCUACUGGUGGUAUCAGUCGCCGCCAUGUGUCCGUGGAGCCCAGCAUUAUGGAGGAAGAUGAAGGUGAAGAUGACAGCCGUCUUACAUCUGCCACCGCCAAUCGCCCCAUUGUCUCCAUCGAACCUAGUAUCAUGGAAGAAAAUGAAGAGGACGACCAUGACACCAGCCGGGGGACGGUUAUCAAGGAGGAAACGGGCGACGAGUAA